Chanos chanos (milkfish) is the source of this 8705-nucleotide messenger RNA. RefSeq names its product desmoplakin a (gene dspa). Gene Ontology annotation, molecular function: structural molecule activity. Gene Ontology annotation, biological process: intermediate filament cytoskeleton organization; wound healing; cell-cell adhesion. The record is from RefSeq and is a predicted model, not a curated record. The transcript has 24 exons. NCBI's taxonomy places the organism in Eukaryota, Metazoa, Chordata, Actinopteri, Gonorynchiformes, Chanidae. The coding region runs from base 78 to 8174 and encodes 2698 amino acids. Gene Ontology annotation, cellular component: intercalated disc; cytoplasm; plasma membrane.
CGGGUGAGGUGCGCAGUUCAGGUAGAAGAUAUUUUUUCUCUCGUCUCGGGUGAAACAGGUGUUGAAUUGUGUUAGAAAUGAGUUCGUAUGGAUCACAACCGAGGGCUCCGCCAAUCAGUCGGAGAAGUAGUUCCCGACCAGAUCUUACCACCAUUGGUUAUACCAUACCUCGGAACGACGGUCAGGUUUUCAUGACUAGCAGCAGCUACCAGAUGGACUACAAUGAUGGAGUACAAUACCCGUACUCCUUUUCCAAGACGUCUCUCGGCGGUGGCGGAGGUGGUGGGGGCAUGCAGUCCAUCUCAAUGCAGAGGAAAGUGGACAUUCUCCACAGUCAGUGCAUGGACAACCUGAGGAGGGCUGAAGAACUGCUUACUAUUGGGGCACCUACGGUGGAGGUAGACAGGUGCAUGGUCAGAGCGUCUGAGGGAAUUGAACAUCUCAAACGUUGUUGUGUGGAGCUGAGUAAAGCAGGACUGCCCAAUGAAAUGGCCAUACGGAGUCUGGACCAGUGUCAGGAGCUUCAGGCGAACAUCUAUGGCUCCAUCAGAGGGACCAUAAAGAGGCAGAGCCGUGGCAGUUCCAGCUGGGACGAUUCGGGGAGGAAUGUGAACGACGCGCUGGCCUGGAUAGCUCAGCAGAGGCGUCUUAUUGAGACUGCUCCCUUUGGUGAUGACGCUAUGACCAUUGAUCAGCAGAUGCUCAGCCAUAACAAGUUCCACAGUUCCAUCCAGAGAAGCAUCGAGGUGGACAGAGCCCGUGAUGAGCUGAUGCAGAAGGGAGAUAAAGCUGGCCUCCAUAUGCUUGAGCAGGAAUGGGACAGCCUACAGAAAAUGUCGUUCAACCGCACGACACAUCUGCAGGAACUCCAGAGGAUCAUUGGAGAGAUCUCUAAAGCCAUCAUGUGGGUCAAUGAAAGAGAAGAAGAAGAGCUGGUCUUUGACUGGGGAGACAAAAACAUCGACAUCUACAUUCCUCAGAAACAGGAAAGCUAUUCUAAACUGAUGCGUGAACUAGAGGAGAAAGAGAAAGAACUGAACAAGCUGAAGCAGAGAGUUGACAGCCUACUGAAGAACCAGCACCCAGCCUCCGACAAAAUAGAGGCUUACAUGGACACACUGCAGACCCAGUGGAGCUGGCUGCUGCAGAUCACCAAGUGCAUUGACGUUCACCUUAAGGAAAACGCCGCCUACAGCCAGUUCUUUAAGGAAGCCAACGAGACAUACAGCAAGCUGCAGCGUCUGCAUGGGGUCAUCAGGAAAAGCUUCAUCUGUGACAAGAACACCAGUCUGGAGGACCUCCUGGAGAUGCUGAAAAACCUGGAGAGGGAGAAGGAGAAGAUUGUGGAGAAUAAGAGACAGGUACAGACGCUGGUGAACAAGUCGAAGCAGAUUGUUUGUCUGAAACCCCGCAACCCAGAAGACAAGAGCAGCAACACAGUCAUAGUUCAGGCCCUGUGUGACUUCAAACAAGACCAGAAGGGCAUCCUUAAGGGCAAUGAGGGCAUCCUGAAAGAUAACUCUCAGCGGAGUAAAUGGCAGGUGACUGGGCCUGGAGGACUGGACAUGCUCAUACCAUCUGUCUGUCUCCUGAUUCCACCACCAAACCCCCUCAGCAUUAGCCUGGCUGACAAGAAUGAGAAGUACUACGAGGCUAUCAUGGGCAUCUGGAGCCAGCUCUUUGUCAACAUUAAGAGCUUGAUUUCAUGGCAGUAUUGUCUGAAAGACAUCAAACACAUCAGCUCCCUCACCGUCUCCAUGCUGUCCAACAUGCGUCCGGAGGAGUACAGAAACAUCAUUAAGCGUCUGGAGGCCCACUACCAGGAGUUCCUUCGUAACUCCACCGGCUCCGAGAUGAUCGGCGACGACGACAAACGCACCAUAGAGCAACAGUACACCAAGGCCCAGGACCACUACGACACUUUAGUGCUCCAGUUACCUGCCUACAACAACUCUGUGAAGGUGGAGCCAGCGAAGGCGUCAAUGAAUCAUUCGGAGGUAGAUGGGAGGAAGAAGGAUUCUUCCCUGAGCGUGACACUACUGACAGAGCUGCGUGCUCUCUGGAACAAACUGGAGCAGCGAGAGAGAGAUCUCACCCAGCACCUUCACGUCCCUCUAGGAGACAACAGCAUCCAGGAGUGCUCCCAGAGACUAAUCGUGCUGCAGGGUAUCCAUGGAGAUCUGGACACAGUACGGGAUGAGUACUUGAAGCUGAGGGAAAGGGUGAUGAGACAGCUGGAAGUGGAGAAUGAUCCGGAACAGGCCAAGUACCUGCGUGCUGAACUGGACCUCAUCAACCAGAAACUGGGCAGCCUGCAGAGUUUCUCUGUCGCCUACCUGCAGAGGCUGACUGCUCUGAUGGCAUUGCUCAAGAAUAUGAUGCACGCUGAAGACAUUAUUAAAGUGCACGAGGCUCGACUGACUGAGAAGGAGACUUCCUCCCUGAACCUGCAUGAGGUGGAUGACUAUUGCACUACUCUGAAGCACAUGAAAGCUGAUCUGGAGCAGAAGAGAGAUGUGUUGAAAUCUAUGGAAUCUGACCUGGCCAAGGCAUUGCACUGGAAUAGUCAGAUUGACCACUCGUUCCACCAGUGUGAUGUUGACCUGUCCAAGUAUGCUGAACUGGUGUCACAGAUGUCAGACCGUUGGCGCAGGAUCCAGGCCCAGAUUGAUAGCAGGCUGUGGGACCUGGAGAAGCAGCGGAAACUCUUGCUGCACUUUCAACAGAGCAGCUCUCUGCUCAGCCAGUGGAUCCAGGACGCCCGUCAGCGUCAAGACCUGCUGCAGGCGGCCAAGCCGAAUGACGUGCAGUCCAUAAUGGAGCAUCUUAACAAGCAAAAGAUGCUUCAUAAUGAGAUAAAAGGGAAGAAGGAGAAAGUGGAUGAUGUGCAUAAGGAUGCUGACACUUGUGCUUUAUCUAUCAAGGACUAUGAGCUGCAGCUGGCCUCCUACAGUGCUGGUUUGGAAACCCUGCUUAACAUUCCCAUCAAGAGAACCAUGCUUCAAUCCCCAGCAACUGUUUUGAGACAAGAGGCAGCAGAACUGCAAUCUCAAUACAUAGAGCUCCUGACACGCUCAAGUGACUAUUACAAGUUCCUUGGAGAGAUGCUGAAGAACAUGGAGGAGUUGAAGAUGCGUAACACCAAAAUUGAACUUCUGGAAGAUGAGCUGAAACGCUUGAAGGAGGAACUCGAGGAACGUUCGCAGAAGAACAGGACCCUGGAGGACACUUUGGCCCGUUAUAAACUGGAGUUAACCCAGUCCAAAGAGCAACUCAUAUCCUUGGAGGAGGUUAAGAGGACCAACGCCCUACAGUACAGUACUACCAAAGAAAGCCUUGACAGCACUCAGAACCAACUGAGGGAUCUGAAUGACCAAGUUACCCGACUCACCUACCAAAUCGAAGAGGAGAAGCGUAAGAGGAGGCUGGCUGAGGAACGAUACACUACCCAGCAGGAGGAGUACGAGAUUGUCAUCCGGAAACGUCAGAAAGAACUGGAUGAGCUGAACUGGUCCAAGAUUGACUUUGAGAAGGCGAUCAAGGACAAGGAGCGGGAGAUUGAACGCCUCAAGAUUCAGCUGGAGGAGGAGGCCUCGCGGCGCCGCGCAGCGGAGUCAGAGACCUCUAAGGUAAGAUCCCAGUGCAAUCAGGAGAUUAGUGACCUUAAGCAAACGUACGAAUCUGAGAUCCACGUCACCAAGACCAAUGUGCUUAAGGUUACACAACAAAAAGAGGAGGACACAGCUACUCUCAGAAUGCAGCUAGAGAGGCUUAGUGAUGAGAAGAAAGAUCUUGAGGAGGAGCUUCGGAGACUACGCCUGUCCAUCAACCAGAUGGAGGACACCCAUAGGAAGGCAGAGGAGGAAGUGCAUCAGCAGAGGUCCAAAGGGACAGAGGAAGGUAGGAGGCGGAGAGAACUGGAGGUGGAGAUCCAGGCCCUAAUGCAGCAGAGGAGCGAGAGUGAAUUCAAGUACAAGGAGGAUUUGGCAAAUGCCACCAGGGAACUUGAGGAGAGGAGUCGACAGAUUGCCCAACUGAAACAGAAUCUUGCAGAGGAAACCAGGAGGAGGGCAGCUUCAGAGAGGAAAAACCAUGACUUGGAACAGGCUCAGGCAGAACUGCAGGCCAAACAUACCACCUCUUUGGAGGUUAUUAACCGGUUGAAGGUCUCACAGCAGGAAUCGCAACAGUUCCAGGUGGAAUUAGAGAAUCAAAUGAGUGAGAAAAGCAAGUUGGAACAGAAUGCAGUUAGACUGCAGGUCCGUAUCAAGGACUUGCAGGCCACGGUCAACGAGCUGGAGGCUGAGAUGGAAAAAGAAAAAAAAAAUAGUCAAGAUGAACUUACAAGGAGGAAGAGACUAGAGGCUGAACUGGAGAGAGUAAAUAAGAUGUGCAUGGAGUAUAAGACCACCAUCAGCACACUCAAGAUCCAGCAUGACGAGAAUAGUGCUUCAGGUCGUAGGCAAGAGCAGGAGCUCCGUAGCCUUCAAGAGGCCUUAGACAGAAGCUUGAGUGAGCACAAGACCACUGUGGAGAAUGUGGCUAGGCUGACAGCUGAGCUGAAGGCUCUCCAACAACAGCUCUUGCAAGAACAGGCCCGUGUGCGUGAGCUCACCCAGCGAAACGAAACCUUGUACAAGACCAUCGAGGAGAAGAGUCGUGUGCUGAAUGAGAAUGCCACUGAAAUCGAAAAGCUUCAAAGCCUAACCCAGAACCUGACAAAGGAACGCCUUAGAGUUGAGGAGGAGCUAAGGACUGUUAGACAGGAGAAGGAUGACCUAAAGAGGAGCUUGGACAGCAGUGAAAAUGAGACUGCUGCCCAGAUAUCAGCCUUACAGCUCCAGCUGCAAACUAGCAAUAAGAGGGCAUUAGAACAGCAGGCCCUUAUCAGUGAACUGACUAAGGAGAGGGAAAGAUUACAGGCGGAAAUUUCAAAAAUCCAAAAGCAAGCUCUGGAGACAUCCACGAUGGUUCAUGAGACUCAAACCAGAUACGGUGUGAUUCUGAAAGAGAGGGAUGAACUUCUGGCCAAGCUGAAGCUAAUGGAUCAGGACAAGGGCAAGCAGCAGCGCUGUGAAGAGGAGCUCUGUCGCAUUAAGGUCACCCUGGAGUCAGAGCUGAAGCAGAAGCAGCGCCUGCAGGAAGAGAUGGACAAGCUACGCAGGGACUUCAACUAUUGGAAAAGCCAGUAUGAGGUGAAAGAAGGCGAGGUGAGGCAGUGCGAGGCAGAUAAAGAUAAGUUGGACAGGGACAAGAACUCCCUACGCAUUGAGGUUGAGAGGUUGACCGCAGAGCUAAGGAGUCUGGAGGAGAGAUACAAGAACCGGCUGCAGAGUUCAGAGCUGCAGGUCUCGGAACUGACUCGAAAGAGGGAGGCUCUUGAGAGGGAGCUAAGAAGGCUGCAGCAACGUCCAGACAGCUUCUCCAAGCAGACCCAGACUGAAGAGAAAGUGAUCAUGGUUGACCCUUCGAAGCUUCUUUUUGAUGGUGUGAGACAUAAAGUUACAGCUCAACAACUCUGUGACUGUGGAAUCAUUAAUAGAGCCACACUUGAUAAGCUACUGAAGGGCCAGAUGACAGUGGAUGAGGUUGCUAUAGACAUUCAGGUUUAUCUGAAGGGCACAGGUAUCAUUGCUGGCAUUGUACAAGGCACACAAGGCAGAAUGCCUAUUGCAGAGGCCAAAAGCAAGAAUCUUCUGAGCCCAGAGAGUGCAGUCAUGCUGCUGGAGGCUCAAGCUGCCACAGGACACAUUAUUGAUCCAAAGUUUAAUGAGAAAAUGUCAGUGGAUGCAGCUUGCUCAAGAGGUAUUGUGGACACAGAGGAUAGGGAUACACUGAUUACAGCUGAGGCUGCUAGCACAGGGUUCAAAGAUCCAUACAGUGGAAAGCUCUUGUCUGUGGGCCAGGCCUUCAAAAAAGGUCGUAUUUCCAAGGAGGUAGCACUUCGUCUUCUCCAAGCACAAGAGUCAGUGGGAGGUAUCCUGGAUCCGGUGUUGAGUGUUUUCUUACCUAAAGAUGUUGCUCUUGAUCGCAUGUUGAUUGAUGAAGACCUUUACCGUGCUCUGAACAAAAAACCUGCCUGCUAUUUGGAUCCAGCAACAGGAACGAUGCUUAGCUACAGUGACUUGAAGCAGAAGUGUCGCAUAGAAUCGGCAACUGGCUUGCUACUCCUCCCUGUACAGAAGACCUCUAUGACAGUGAAGGGCAUUCGUGGUGAGGUUUCAGUCUCAGAGCUCAGAGAUUCUAACCUGAUCAGUGACAAAGACAUGAUGGAUUUAAACCAGGGUAAAAUCACCACUCAAGACAUUGAGGACAAGUUGAAGACAUAUCUUCAUGGUUCAACCUGCAUUGCUGGAAUUUACGAUGAAGCCAACGACAGGGUCAUGCCCAUCUACCAGGCCAUGAAAGACGGGCUUCUUAUGCGUGGUACUACACUGGAGCUCCUUGAGGCCCAAGCAGCCUCUGGAUUCAUGAUUGACCCUGUCAACAAUGUAUUCAUGACAGUGGAUGAGGCAUGGAAGAGAGGUCUUGUGGGUAAGGAAUUCAAAGACAAGCUGCUUUCUGCUGAGAGGGCUGUCACAGGGUACAAGGAUCCACACACAGGGAAUAUCAUCUCACUCUUCCAGGCUAUUGACAAGGGCAUAAUUGAAAAGGGCCAUGGUAUUAGAUUGCUAGAGGCUCAGAUAGCCAGUGGUGGUCUCAUUGACCCUAAAGAGAGUCAUCGCAUUGAUGUGGAGGUUGCCUACAAGAGAGGCUAUUUUGACAAGGAAAUGAAUGAGGUUCUGUCUUAUGAUGGUGAUGACACAAAGGGUUUCUUUGAUCCCAACACCAAAGAAAACUUGACAUAUCUCCAGCUUAAGGAACGGUGCAUCACAGACUCCAAGACAGGUCUUAUUCUCCUGCCCCUGCAGGACAAAAGGAAACCAAAACAACAAACCACGCAAAAAAACACUGUCCGCAAAAGGAGAGUUGUGAUUGUAGACCCAGAUACAGGGAAAGAAAUGUCUGUGCGUGAAGCUUACCACAGGGAGCUUAUUGACUACGACACGUUUCUGGAGCUUUCUGAGCAAGAGUGUGAGUGGGAAGAGAUCUCUAUUACAGAUGGGGAAGGUAACACAAGACUAGUUGUGGUGGAUCGCAGGACUGGAAGCCAGUAUGACGUCCAGGACUCUCUUAACAAGGGUAUCAUUGACCAGAGUACCUUGGAGAAGUAUCGCACUGGAGCCCUGACGCUCAACCAGUUUGCUCAGGUCAUUAUGAGCAAAAGCGAAAAUGCAGAGCUUGCUAUCUGCUCCAGCAGCGCAGAGGAUGUGAUGACCUGCACUAGCCCUACACAGGUUGCUCCAUCUUCUCCAACUGUCCGCAAGCGCUUUGCCAGCGUCUCCAUCACGCUGUCCCCACCCACAGAUAUGUUUGAUGACCACAGCCCAGUGGGCGCUAUAUUUGACACGGAAACCUUGGAGAAGAUAACCAUCCCUGAAGCGCAGCGUCGCGGAAUAGUCGAUACUAUCACUGCCCAGCGGCUACUGGAAGCACAGGCCUGCACUGGAGGUAUUAUCAACCCUGCAAAUGGCCAGAGACUGUCCCUGGCAGACGCUGUACACCAGAGCAUCAUCGAUGAAGACAUGGCUGUCAAACUGAAACCAGCCCAGAAAGCCUACACUGGUUUUGAGGAUGUCAAGACCAGGAGGAGGAUGUCUGCUGCAGAGGCUAUGAGAGAGAAGUGGCUUCCCUAUGAAGCUGGGCAGAGGUUUCUAGAGUUCCAGUAUCUGACAGGGGGACUACUGGAGCCAGGAACAGGCAAGCGGGUGACCAUUGAAGAAGCCAUCCGGAGGGGUUGGCUGGAUGGUCGUGGUGCACAGAGGCUACAGGACACGAGGAGCUAUGCCAAAAACAUCACUUGUCCCAAGACCAAGCUGAAGAUCUCCUACAAAGAAGCCAUGGAUAACUGCAUGGUGGAGGAAGCCAAUGGAAUGAAGAUGCUCCAGGCCACCUCCAUGUCUACCAAAGGUAUUAGCAGCCCUUACAAUGUGUCCUCGGGCCCAAGCUCCCGAACAGGCUCCAGAGCUGGGUCUCGCACAGGCUCCAGAAGUGGCUCCCGAAGGGGAAGUGUUGAUUACUCAUCCUCAUUCAGUUAUAGCUAUUCGUCCAACACAUUCAGCAGCUUGUCUUAACUGUCAAAGCUAAAAUGGAUGAUUAUUGAGGCUAAUGCAAAUACAGUACUACAUGAUUUUUUACUUUUUUUCCCCCAUGUAUCUAUUUACAAGCAUUUAACACAAAUAGGUUUUGUCUGUGGGUUAUAUAUGGGAAAUUUUUAGUAUGCAGCUUAAAGAAUUUUAACAAAAAUGAAGUUGACAUUAAUGUGUUGAUGUUUCUUUGGAAUGCUGAAUGCAUCUAAAAAUAGUUUCAUGAUAUUUUUUAGUAUCAAAAAUCUGUUUAUUUUAUAAUUAAAACAUGAUUGUUCACAGGUUAGUACACUGCAAACCCUAAAAUCUCAGAACAAUGAUAACAGAUUUUAAUAAACACAUAUCUCAUUAAUCGUACAAUGCUUUUAUCCAUCUCAAAAAACUGCUGAUUUAGAUACAAGCUUGAUACAUGAUGCAACAGAGUACAAAUACAUGUCUUUUGGUUUAUAAUGCUGGGAAAUAUUUUUGUAUGCAUUUUUUUAAAUUUCUUGAAGAAUAAAAGUUACAGAUACUAUAAAA